AUGAGAGGGAACCAAAUUCUUUUCUCUCAUGAUUCUGUUGAGAAGGUCAGUCAUGUUUUGGUUUCUAAGGAGGAACUUGAUGAUAUUAUGAAUGUUCACUUCUACAACGAGAAAGGCAGAGAUGAUGCGCUGGCUCGGAAAGCUUACGGAACAUCCAAACUAUACGCUUGUAGCAGCGUACUGCAACAAUGGUUUGCAGUCCUUGGCCGGUUGAGUCCAUACUAUAGCCAUAUCAGACAGGAUACAAUUGAUAACUUGGUUGAAAAAGUUGAGCAGAGUGUCAGGGAGAAGAAGGACAAUGCAAUAUUCAUCAGUGACAAGCAGAGUCUUCUGCAUGAAAAAGGUCUUGGCUCUGAUGUUGCUGCUGUUCAUCAGGUGGAUUCCAUGUCGGAUAAUUACCAUGAUUACUUCGGAGGAGCAUCGACAUCACAUAUUGAAAGCACCAGCUAUUCAAGUAGCAAUGAUCUCCCUCUUAAGACGCAUUAUGUCAGUCCAUCACCAGAUACCCUGCUACGAACAAAGAAAAUAUGCAAUCAAGUUGAGAAUGAUGCUAUUCAAAACGUGAUGAAAAGUGUUGAUGAAAGCGGGAUUGUGAGCCAGCAUCAAAUGGAGUCAGACGAUGUUGUACGCGGAUGGUUUGGAGAACAGGAAUCAGAAGGAGGAGACAGGCAUAACAACUCUUUUGUCAUAUCGCAUCGACGCCAAGACCCAAUCAAUGAGUUCUUGCCAGAUGACGAGAUGCUGGCAUGUACCUUUCGAUGGCUGUUUCCCAUAGGGAAAGCUUAUGGAAGACGUGCUGGUAACCUCAAUGGCGAGGAGUUGAACCAUUUACUGAAACAAUUUAGUAUGAUUCAUGGUCAGGACAGACGAAUGUUGGGAUACCUAGCUGAUGUCAAAAGACGAUUUGCAGUCAUAAAAAGUGCAAGCCUCAAACUGAGCGGCAACAGCGAUGCAAUAUCAAGAGUGAAUGAAUUCAUGGAUAGGAACAACCAUCAAGAAAUCCUAAAAACGUUGCGAGAUGAUCCUGAUAGUCCGUCAGCCAAGAAAGUAUGGAAACGGCUGAAAUCGACAUUGACUGGAGGGGACAUUGCUUAUGGAGCUUUGGAAACAAGUAAAUGCAUCAGUCAGACACUUGAAACCGCAAAGCAAUAUGGUGCUGGAUGCACAUUCUUGUCGCUAUCACUUGAAGACAUGUUUAAUACGCGCGGAAUUAGAGCUGCAAUUAAAACAGUUGACAAUACAAAAUUUCCUGCGGUUUUUGGUUCUGAAAGUGAGUAUGCCUCCCUUGAUGAUUUUGUCAAAGCCAUCAAAGAACAUGCAGUUGACAGAGGGCAAGGCAAUAUCAACUUCAAUGAAGGCGAGGGGAUGCGAUUUGAGCAAGCAUACCUAUCAAAACUAGCAGCCAAGAACCCCGCUGCAUAUGUCUGUGAAACAAAAGCAAUUCUUCAUCAUGUCCUUUCAAUUCUCGUCGGUUGUCCACCAGAAGGAUUUUUUGGCGCCUACGAUGGGCGGUCAACACGAAAGAGUCAUUAUUGGAAUACUAAAAAUCGCAAAGGUAUAUUUGGUCAUGGUCUUGGCUGGAGUGGUGGAAGAUCAAUUUUCACAUCAUCUUCUAUGGAUCAAUUAUGUCAUAUGUGCUUCAAGAACUAUGUCAAGUGUCUGCAAUCUGCAAAAAGGUAG
Cylindrotheca closterium is the source of this 1680-nucleotide messenger RNA. The record is from the annotation of a GenBank genome assembly. Lineage: Eukaryota; Bacillariophyta; Bacillariophyceae; Bacillariales; Bacillariaceae.